AUGGAAGUAAGUGAUUCUGAGCAGGGUGCUUGUUUGGCUUUACAGGUAUUUGUAUUUGGUUGGCGGAUUAUUGUUGGUUCAAUUAUCGGGUUCUUGGGAGGUGCACUUGGGAGUAUAGGAGGAGGUGGCGGGGGUGGAAUUUUUGUUCCCAUGCUUAUCUUCAUCAUAGGAUUUGAUCAUGGAUCGUCUGCUCCAAUAUCAAAAUGUGCAGCUGUAACAACCGUGUACUACAACCUCAAGCGAAGGCAUCCAACCCUUGAAAUGCCAGUUCUGGAUUACAACUUGGCACUUCUCAUCCAGCCAAUGCUCAUGCUUGGGAUCAGUAUAGGAGUUUCUUUACGCUUGGUUUUUCCUGACUGGAUAGUCACAAUUCUUCUAGUUAUUCUUGUUUUAGGCCCAUUAACCAUGGCGAUCUUAAAAGGUAUACCAAUAUGGAAAAAGGAAACCAUCUUAAAGAAGGACGUUGUCAAGUGUUUGGAGUAUGGUACUGUUGGCGAAGAAUCGGGCAACAAACCCGUAUCAAGCAGUUCAAGUGGUGGCACUCCGAUGAAGACAAAUUCAGUGGUGACUUUUCAUGAGCAUAUUGGUAGUGAAGCAGUAGAUCAAAAGUCUAUUCCAAGUUGCCCCAGCAAUGGCUCUCUAAAGAAUAUAAAUGCAUCUAAACAAGUCAAGGUCACUAUCUUUGAGAAUGUUUACUGGAACGAACUUGCCAUUCUCGUUUUUAUCUGGGUGGCGUUCCUUCUUCUGCAGAUUAACGAAACAACAACCCGUUCAAUGUCAUACUGGAUUCUGUCCACAAUGCAGAUCCCAGUUUCAGUUGGAGGGUCUUUGUAUCAGGCAGAUAGCUUAUAUAAGGGAAAGAAGGCAAUUGCUUCAAUGGGAGUAGCGGGCAUGAAAUGGAAAAAGCAUCAGCUAAUAAUAUAUUGUUUAACUGGCGUACUUUCUGGUAUGGUUGGUGAGCUUCUUCGUCUUGGUUUCAGCUUCAUUUUGGUUCCUUUCUUCUUGGAACUUGACAUUGCUCCUCAGGUCUCUAGUGCUACAGCUACUUUCAUCGUGAUGUUCUCUGCAUCCUUAUCUGCUAUUGAGUUUUACUAUCUAGCGCCUUUUCCGAUCCCUUAUGCACUAUACUUCCUCUCCGUGGCAGCUAUCGGUGGGUUUCUAGGCCAGCAUGUAGGAAGAAAGAUGAUCACAUUACUUGGGAGGCCAUCUGUUAUUAUUUUCGUUGUAGUUUUCAACAUUUUCGUGUGCACAAUUUUAUUAGGUGGUGUUGGAAUAGUGGAUGUGAUCGAGAAGAUUGAGCUAAAACAGUACUUGGGAUUUCGGAAUCUGUGUCAAAGACAUGCUUAG
Molecule: messenger RNA, 1347 nt
Organism: Papaver somniferum (opium poppy)
Lineage: Eukaryota; Viridiplantae; Streptophyta; Magnoliopsida; Ranunculales; Papaveraceae
Product: sulfite exporter TauE/SafE family protein 3-like
Exons: 12
Coding region: 1-1347 (448 amino acids)
Biological process (GO): protein ubiquitination
Cellular component (GO): membrane; Cul4A-RING E3 ubiquitin ligase complex
Source: RefSeq, a predicted model, not a curated record